UAGAAACAUUUCGAAACGAUUAGGCUACGUCAGGUGCGUAAGCUAGCGUUCAUUUCACGAUUAAGCAGUACACAAGUCGACCGUUUUUGGAUCACGAGAACUUCGUCUCAGCGAAAACAGAUUCUCAGGCAGCGGUGUUGAUGAUGGCAGUGGACUGGGCUGGAUAUGGAUACGCAGCACUAGUAGCAUCUGGAGGAGUCAUAGGAUAUGUCAAAGCAGGCAGUGUUCCGUCCCUAGCAGCUGGGCUGCUCUUUGGUGGUUUGGCUGGUUUUGGUGCUUACCAGACAUCACAAGAUCCCAAAAAUAUUUGGGUUUCUUUAGGUGACAGUGAUUUUGAAUUACACUACGUGUCAUCAAUAUUUUUCCUCUCUCAGCUGCAUCUGGGACACUUGCUGCUAUCAUGGGAAAAAGAUUCUAUAACUCGCACAAAAUCAUUCCAGCUGGUCUUAUCGCUGGAGCGAGUGUCCUGAUGCUGGCAAAACUCGGAGCCAGAAUGCUACAGAAACCUCAGCAAUCGUAAUACCCAAACAGAAAUCAUGGUCUGCUUUCAUUCAAACAUAAUUUUCUUUGAACAACAUGUCAUUAUAGUUCAUUGUCAUAUUGUUGUCAGGUGAAUAUCUGAAUUAAAGACUUCUGUUGAAAACA
Carassius auratus (goldfish) is the source of this 645-nucleotide messenger RNA. Its product is annotated as transmembrane protein 14C-like. Gene Ontology annotation, biological process: regulation of heme biosynthetic process. The record is from RefSeq and is a predicted model, not a curated record. The transcript has 5 exons. Gene Ontology annotation, cellular component: mitochondrial membrane. Bases 141 to 470 code for a protein of 109 amino acids. Lineage: Eukaryota; Metazoa; Chordata; Actinopteri; Cypriniformes; Cyprinidae.